This is a messenger RNA of Drosophila bipectinata, 2655 nucleotides long. RefSeq names its product ATP-binding cassette sub-family G member 1. NCBI's taxonomy places the organism in Eukaryota, Metazoa, Arthropoda, Insecta, Diptera, Drosophilidae. The record is from RefSeq and is a predicted model, not a curated record. Gene Ontology annotation, biological process: transmembrane transport. Gene Ontology annotation, molecular function: ABC-type transporter activity; ATP hydrolysis activity; ATP binding. Gene Ontology annotation, cellular component: membrane.
GCCUCAGUCUCGCGCCGAUUCCGAAGCGAUUCGGAAGCGUUUUUACCACGUCCCAGCCAAAAAGAAUAUACACAAAAAUUAAUACUUGGUCGGUAUAUACAGAUGCUUUUUUGGUUCUUGGUCGCAGCGCGUGUUACAAUUCAAAAGUCUAUCUCGGAAACAUUCUCGGAAAUUAUAAAUAAACCAUAAUUUUUUCGCGGAAAAAAUUAAAAGCCAUCUGUGUUAUUUUUGUUUCUAAUGUUUUGCGUGUGAAAACACCAAAAAAUAGCAAAGGAAAAACACACACAGUGUUUGAAUUAUACAAUUUUACGAUCGCACAAUAUUCUUUCACCAUCAAGUGCGGGCUGUUCCUCAUCGAGCUGGAAAUAAGUAAAUAAUGUGCCAAGCAAGCCAGCAAAGCUUAUAAACUUCAAUAAAGCGACCAAAUAAAUAUUCGGGUUUGUAAACAAGCGAAAUAAUUCAAAUAAUCACAACAUGGAUAGCAGCAAAUUGUUGAAAAACGUCUACGGCAUCGAUAUUCACUUCGAAGAUCUUGUUUACCAAGUUAACGCGCCCAAAAAUGAGAAAAAAAAGGUGCUGAAGGGUAUAACAGGAACCUUCAAAUCCGGUGAACUCACCGCCAUAAUGGGCCCUUCGGGGGCCGGCAAAUCUAGUCUGAUGAACAUCCUCACGGGCCUCACGAAGAGUGGAGUUAGUGGAAAAAUAGAAAUCGGAAAGGCCCGAAAACUGUGCGGAUAUAUUAUGCAGGACGAUCACUUUUUCCCUUAUUUCACCGUAGAGGAGACGAUGCUUAUGGCGGCAACACUUAAAAUAUCGAACAAAUGUGUCAGCCUGAAGGAUAAACGCAGUCUUAUCGACUACCUCCUGAACUCCCUGAAGCUAACAAAGGCGCGGCAGACAAAGUGCUCCAACCUGAGUGGCGGCCAGAAGAAGCGCCUGUCCAUCGCCCUGGAGUUGAUAGACAAUCCAGCAGUGCUAUUUUUAGAUGAGCCCACAACAGGCCUGGACAGCUCCUCCUCCUUCGACACCAUCCAGCUGCUCCGUGGCCUGGCUAAUGAGGGGCGUACGAUUGUGUGCACCAUCCACCAACCGUCGACCAACAUCUACAAUCUCUUCAACCUCAUCUACGUGUUGAGUGCCGGUCAAUGCACCUACCAGGGCACGCCCCAGAACACAGUCAGGUUUCUCAGUGGCAUCGGCAUGGAGUGCCCUCCGUACCACAAUCCUGCCGACUUCCUUCUGGAAUGCGUUAACGGUGACUAUGGUGACCACACGGAAGCCUUGGCGGAAAGUGCCAAGGACACUCGGUGGCGAUAUGACCAACAAUUAAUGCAGGAUGAGGAUACUGAAAUGCCAAGCGAGUCCCAAGUGGCCAAGUUCAACGAGUCCCAGUCACCGGGACAGGAUCAGAGCCAGGUGCAGAAGGUCGAGAUCCAGAAAAUCGAAUCAUCCAAAGAGCUCACUAGGCACACGUAUCCUCCAACGGAAUAUAUGCGACUUUGGUUACUGAUCGGUCGAUGUCAUUUGCAAUUCUUCCGGGAUUGGACUCUAACCUAUCUUAAACUUGGCAUUCACAUUACCUGCGCUAUUCUAAUUGGCCUUUUUUUCGGCGAUUCUGGCAGCAAUGCCAGUAAACAAAUCUCCAACGUGGGCAUGAUUAUGAUCCAUUGUGUUUAUCUUUGGUAUACCACCAUAAUGCCUGGAAUUUUGCGGUAUCCUUCCGAAAUCGAAAUUAUCAAAAAAGAAACGUUUAAUAAUUGGUACAAGCUUCGAACUUACUACAUUGCCACAAUUAUUACCGCCACGCCAGUUCAUAUCAUAUUUUCAACGGUCUAUAUUACAAUUGGCUAUUUGUUGACCGAACAACCAGUGGAAAUGGACCGAUUUGUGAAAUACUUGCUAACUGCUGUUGUUGUAACCUUUUGUGCAGAUGGUCUAGGAGUAUUUCUCGGCACCGUACUAAACCCGGUGAAUGGGACAUUCAUUGGUGCUGUUUCGACCUGUUUUAUGCUUAUGUUCUCCGGAUUCCUCAUUUUAUUGAAUCACAUUCCGGCCGCCAUGCGUUUUAUCUCAUAUCUUUCUCCAAUGCGAUAUGCCCUGGAAAAUAUGGUAGUUUCUUUAUAUGGAAAUAAUCGGGGGCAAUUGAACUGCCCCGACUCAGAAUUCUACUGCCACUUUAAAUACGCGGUAACCGUUUUGCAACAAUUUGGAAUGGAGCAGGGACACUACGGCUAUAAUAUCAUGAUGAUUUUAGGCCAAAUCACGCUGUUCAAGGUUUUGGCUUACUUUACUCUCAAACGCAAGAUCAAGUCAAACUGAUCCCAAUCCAUUAUGGCGAGUGUAUAUGUGCUUUGAGUAUUGGGCUUAAUUUGAAUCGAAUGUGAUUUUUCGUUACUUAUCGCUUAGUGGCAUAAUCCCAAGCUUUUUAUAGCGGCGUGUGAUACUUUAAAACUGCAACGAAACCAUAGCCAAGCUGAAAGCUUAAUGUUGCUACAACCACUAAACAUAGAUUUUUCUACUGUUUUCAUUCGGAUUUAUGUGCAAACUAUUAUUUACGUGUAAUUAAUUUUUUAGUUAACCUAAUUGUAAGCGAGUCUCAAGCGAUGAAAUAAAAUUGAAAUAAAAGUUUUCAAGUGUCAUUUUAUUGAAAGUUAA